CAACAGUGCAGCUAGAAAGAACAGACCAUUUACUGUGCUGGUCAGUGUCAGUGAGUGCCAACGAGUUUUUGCCAGUGGAAGACGCGAAUCAAUUCUCCACGUGUGUCAAAUAUCCAAUUGGGGAAUUUGAAGAAAAAGAAGAAUUCCACGUGUUUGACUAAUGCGUAUUUAUCGCGUGAUGGUUUAUAUUAAUUUUUUGGGGCGGAAACAAUUGUAACGAAUCCGUUAUAAUGAAUAUGAUGAAACAAGAGACGCAUCGACCGGGUGCGCUCAAACAAUCUAAUAAAAAGCACAAAACUGGAAGGCAUCGUAGUAAAAGUGCCAUCAAUAACGACCUUAAAGGUAAACAGAAUAUUAUUGGAAAGUCAUCUAAACAUUUUGAGAAAAAUCUUGGGAGAGAUGCACGUCGAAAUCGAUUAUUGCAGUUUAGAAAGAUGAAACGUGAAGAAAUAUUGGCGCAGAAGAGAAAUCUCAGUAGCUUUUCUUCAGCACCUCUCCUUAUUUGCAUCAUACCGUUGCAAAGUGAUACAGAUGUAAAGAAUAUUUUAUCUGUUGUAACUAGUAUGGAUAAAACUACAAAUGUUGCUACCAGCCCAAGUGGAAUUGCGCACAUCAGUGUGCCAAGGCUGAAGCAACGGUUUUCCUUCAUUGUUCCACCAAUAGGUGAUGUGUUGGCGACAUUAGAUGCAGCCAAAGUUGCUACCACUAUACUUUUUGUCACUUGUGUCGCUACUGAAGCAAACAAUGAUAUGCAAAGAGAAGUUAUAGAUGCAUGGGGUAAGGAAAUUAUUACGUCUUGCCUUGCCCAAGGUUUAUCGUCUACUAUAGUUGCGGUACACAAUAUUCAAAGACUUCAUAUUAAAAAACGUCAGGAGUAUAAACAAUCUGUGCAACGUACAAUUUCAAAAUGGCUUCCUGAAGAUAAAGUGUUUGAAUUGGACACAGUGGCCGAUUGUUUAAAUGUGUUACGCCGUGCUGGAUCACAAAAGCAAAAAAGUUUGUUUUACAAAGAUAUAAGACCAUACCUUUUGGCUGAGGAAAUCUCCUUUGAAUGUGAGAAGGAGUCUCUUGAUUUUGGAACUCUUAUGGUCAGUGGAUACUUACGAGGCACAGCACCGUUAUCUGUCAAUGAUUUGGUUCACAUACCAGGUUUUGGAAACUUUAAAAUGUCGCGCAUCGCAAUAUCAAGAGAUCCGUAUUUAAUUGAACAUGAACGAAAGAAAUGUGUUUCUGAUGAUAAGAUGAGAACGGAAUCGAGAAAUAAAGUCGAGAAAACCGUCCUAAUGAUUGCAGAUCCAGAGAAGCAGGAAUCUCUUGAAAGCGAAUAUAUUCCUGAUCCAAUGGAUGCUGAGCAAACAUGGCCUACGAAAGAGGAAUUGGCUGAAGCAGCGAGUAAUAGAAAUCGAAAAAUUGUAAAAGUUGUACCAAAAGGAACCUCUGAAUACCAAGCUGCAUGGAUACCAGAUGAAGAUGGAGAAAGCCUGAGUGUAUAUUCGGAGAAUGAAUUGGAAGACCACAUGUCUGUGGAGGAGGCGAGAUCUGAAACAGCCAGUAGUGAAAACUUGCAAGAUGACGAACAAUAUGAAACUAUUACAAUAUCGGAAGCACCACUGGAUGAGUGUUACGAUCGAGAUAUUGACAUGUUUGAAGAAAAGCAAGCUAUGGAAAAUUUCAAAGAAGAAAAAAUGAACGCGCAGUUUCCCGAUGAAGUGGAUACACCUCAGAAUAUUUUAGCUAAAACGAGAUUCCAAAAAUAUCGUGGUCUUGAAUCAUUCCGUACUAGUCCAUGGGAUCCAAAGGAAAAUCUUCCCUUUGAUUAUUCUCGGAUAAUUGAAUUUGCCGAUUACGAUUGUAGACGAAAACAUAUUUAUAAAGAACGUAAAGAUAUCGACGGUGUAUCGCCAGGGUGUUACAUACAAGUUUAUAUCACCCGUGUUAACAAAGAAACUUUCAAGACAUUUGCCAUGAUAGAAAAUAAACCGUUAGUAGUAGUCGCAUUACUUCCAUACGAAAAUAAAAUGUCUCUUUUGAACAUUGUGUUGAAACAUUCGAGCAACUACACGCAGCCAAUCAAGUCGAAAGAAAGAUUGAUAUUUCAAUGUGGAUUUCGACGAUUUACGUCAUGUCCAAUAUUCAGUCAGCAUACAAAUGGAGUUAAACAUAAGUACGAGAGAUACUUUUAUCCCGAGAGUAUUGUCGUGGCGAGUAUGUAUGCACCGGUUACUUUUUCACCAUGUCCAGUCCUUUGUUACAUCGAAAGUAAAAGUGGCAAGCUCGAAUUAAUUGCGUCUGGUAGCGUGUUAUCUUGUAAUCCCAACAGAAUUGUCCUGAAACGAGUCGUUUUGAGUGGUCAUCCGUAUAAAGUAAAUAAGAGAUCUGUGGUAGUGCGUUUCAUGUUCUUUCACCGUGAAGAUAUUGAGUGGUUCAAGCCGAUUCAAUUGAGGACAAAAUAUGGACGUAGAGGCCAUAUAAAGGAACCUCUUGGUACGCACGGGCACAUGAAAUGCAUCUUCAAUGGUCAGCUGAAGUCUCAAGAUACAGUAUUGAUGAAUUUGUACAAACGAGUUUUUCCAAAAUGGACCUACGAACCCAUCGAUUACAAAUAAAAAUUUGUUAAUGUUAAUAUUUGUAUCAUGGAUAAAACGUCCAUAAGUGAAGGAAAAUAAAACUGGAGGUACAAGACAAAUAUUAAACCAUCGAGAUGAUAGCGCGUAGAUCUGUAAUAAAUAGACUGAGCGCUUUUCAAACGUUCGAGCCGAUAUUCAUCAUCUAUUUGUAUUUCAAGAUCGCCUUAAGUAAUGUAUUAAGAUAUUAAUGUCGCUCUGCGAUUCGUUUGUAACAUCUCAAAUAAACUUAAAAUAAUCUUGAAUGUAAGAACUAUGAUAA
Molecule: messenger RNA, 2886 nt
Organism: Monomorium pharaonis (pharaoh ant)
Lineage: Eukaryota; Metazoa; Arthropoda; Insecta; Hymenoptera; Formicidae
Gene: Tsr1
Product: pre-rRNA-processing protein TSR1 homolog
Exons: 12
Coding region: 231-2606 (791 amino acids)
Biological process (GO): maturation of SSU-rRNA from tricistronic rRNA transcript (SSU-rRNA, 5.8S rRNA, LSU-rRNA); ribosome biogenesis; endonucleolytic cleavage of tricistronic rRNA transcript (SSU-rRNA, 5.8S rRNA, LSU-rRNA)
Cellular component (GO): preribosome, small subunit precursor; nucleus
Molecular function (GO): GTPase activity; U3 snoRNA binding; GTP binding
Source: RefSeq, a predicted model, not a curated record